Amphimedon queenslandica is the source of this 1466-nucleotide messenger RNA. Its product is annotated as AP-1 complex subunit mu-1-like. Bases 108 to 1376 code for a protein of 422 amino acids. The transcript has 13 exons. The record is from RefSeq and is a predicted model, not a curated record. Lineage: Eukaryota; Metazoa; Porifera; Demospongiae; Haplosclerida; Niphatidae. Gene Ontology annotation, biological process: vesicle-mediated transport; intracellular protein transport. Gene Ontology annotation, cellular component: clathrin adaptor complex.
GCCCUUUUUAACCACGCCCAUACCGCCUCUCCCAUCUCGUACGCCCAUCCCGUCCACCAUUGUGUUGAUCUGUUGGAUCUGUUUGUCUACUCCGUGGAAAGAACACAAUGCCGGCAUCUGCUGUAUUUAUACUGGAUCUAAAGGGGAAGCCCCUUAUAUCACGUGACUACAGAGGAGACGUUGAGAUGAGCGUCAUUGAUAAGUUUCUUCCUCUAGUGAUGGACAAUGAGGAGGAGGGACUCAUGACUCCAAUACUCAUACACGAGAAAGUCACCUUCAUUUACCUCAAGCAUAGGAAUAUUUAUUUGGUUGCAACUGCUAUUAAGAACGCUAAUGUAGCCGUCAUAUUCUCUUUUCUGCAUCGUAUUAUAGAGGUUUUUCAAGAAUAUUUCAAGGAAAUGGAGGAGGAGAGCAUAAGGGACAAUUUUGUGAUUAUUUAUGAACUAAUGGAUGAACUCAUGGACUAUGGAUACCCUCAAACUACUGAAAGCAAAAUACUCAAAGAAUACAUAACUCAAGAGAGUCAUAAGUUGCAAAUAACUCCGAGCGUACCUGACGCAGUUACUAAUGCUGUCUCAUGGAGGAAGCAAGGCAUCAAGUAUAGGAAGAAUGAAGUGUUCCUGGAUGUCAUUGAAAGUGUUAACCUCCUGGUCAGUGCUAAUGCUCAAGUACUACAGAGUGAGAUUGUUGGUAGCGUCAAAAUGAAUGUCCACCUCACUGGAAUGCCUGAACUGAGACUGGGCCUCAAUGAUAAGAUACUAUUUGAGAACACAGGACGUACUCGCUCUAAAGCUGUUGAGCUUGAAGAUGUCAAGUUCCAUCAGUGUGUGAGGCUCUCACGUUUUGAAAACGACCGAACGAUUUCAUUUGUCCCACCCGACGGAGAGUUUGAGUUGAUGUCGUAUCGUUUGAACACUCAAGUGAAGCCGCUGAUAUGGGUAGAGUCUGUGAUUGAGAGACACUCCCACAGCAGAGUGGAGUAUUUGAUUAAGGCAAAAGGUCAGUUUAAAAGGAGAUCCACUGCAAAUGACGUUGAGAUAUUAAUCCCAGUACCAGCUGAUGCUGAUACUCCUAGGCAUAGGUGUACUGCUGGUACUGCUACUUAUGCUCCAGAGAAGAAUGCACUAUCGUGGAAGAUCAAGUCUUUCCCCGGUGGGAAGGAAUAUGUAUUGAGAGCUCAUUUUGGUCUCCCCAGUGUACAGUCAGAGGAAGGAGAAGGACGGCCACCAAUCUCCGUCAAGUUUGAGAUCCCUUACUUUACAACUUCAGGCAUACAGGUCCGAUAUUUGAAGAUUAUUGAGAAAAGUGGUUACCAGGCCCUUCCUUGGGUUCGCUACAUUACUCAAAAUGGAGACUAUCAGCUUAGGACUCAUUAGUUAGUUGUUUUGUUGUUUUUUUAAUCUUCUGCUUUAUUAAAAAUAAUGUUAGCUGUGAUUAUUAUCUUCAAUUGAUACUUUAAAUUAACC